AUGUCUGAAGUUGACGAAAAAUUACAACUCGAAGAUCUGGACCUUGACCACCAUUAUACAUUCCAGGAGUUUGAAAUAUUAAACGAAGAGCUAAAGACAUGUGCUCCUUUGGAAAUUAAAGGACAAACCAUUGAUCUUUUUGAAUUUGAUAAUACUGGAAAAUUAAUUCCUAUGCCGCAAGCCACAAUUUGUGCAGAAGUUGUCGUUGCAAAAAUUGCUUCUCGACUUGACCGCUGGAAUGAACAAACAUACCAAAAUGGCGCUAUCACUACAUCGCAAGGAGGUUUCAACUUUAAUAGCAGGGGAAAAACAAUAAGAGCACCAGACGUAGCCUUUAUGCCUAGAAAUAUAUAUUGUAAUUUGACUGAACAACAACGUUGGUCAUUUCGUGGAGAACCAUUCACACCAAUUUUUAUUGUUGAAGUUGGAGUGAUCGAAAACAAAUCUGAUUUUGAUAAAUUAGAUUCAAAAUUUAGAGACGUUUACUUUGGAGAAGGAACUUCUGUAAAAUUGGGAUGGAUAAUUGACCCAAAGAAUAAAAAGAUUUGGGUAUACAAAAAAACAAGAACUAAUGUUUUACGUUGCUAUGAUCAUGGUUGGAAAGAUCUUGAAAUUUUACCAGAAUUUGUAUUACAUAUUAAAUGUAUCGAAGAUGUCAUUAAUCAGAAAUCGGUCGAGUCUCCAGAAUCAAAGCUAAGACAAUGCCUUGAAUGUGAUCAAAAUUUCACCUCCAAAUACAAAUUUUUAAAACAUUAUGAAGAGGCGCAUUAA
Racocetra persica is the source of this 771-nucleotide messenger RNA. NCBI's taxonomy places the organism in Eukaryota, Fungi, Glomeromycota, Glomeromycetes, Diversisporales, Gigasporaceae. The record is from the annotation of a GenBank genome assembly.